Camelina sativa (false flax) is the source of this 771-nucleotide messenger RNA. The record is from RefSeq and is a predicted model, not a curated record. Lineage: Eukaryota; Viridiplantae; Streptophyta; Magnoliopsida; Brassicales; Brassicaceae.
UAUCUUAAUCCCCUGUGUAUCUCUCUCUCUCUCUCUAUCUAGCUUCUCUGAACUUAAAAGAGCCAACGAAACAAGACUCAUAGAGUAAUCUCAACUCUCGUUCAUUUGUUGUUGUUUCCGGCUAUGAGGAUUGUACGUGCGACAGAGACGUUCUCCGCGGAUCUUAAGGAGUUCAUGUGCGCCACUGUGCAAAGGAGGAGAGACGACGACGGAUUUGGAGGCUCUCGAGGUGGUGGAGGUAAAUCAAGAAAUGCGAUGGAUCUGGAUUCUGACGCUGGAAACAGAUUGGUGUGUGUUACUGGUGGUGUAUCUUACCUCGGUCGUGCGAUUGUUAAACGGCUUCUUGUUCAUGGAUACUCUGUAAGAAUCGUCGUUGAUUGUCCAGAGGAUAAAGAGAAAGUGAGUGAGAUGGAAGCUGACGCUGAAAUGGCAUCGUUUAACAACAGGAUUACGUCAGUGGUUUCACGGUUAACAGAGAUCGAGAGUUUGAUUAAAGCGUUUGAUGGUUGUGCUGGUGUUUUCCACACCAGCGCGUUCGUGGAUCCCGCUGGAAUCGCAGGAUACUCGAAAUCAAUGGCGGAAUUAGAAGCAAAAGUGAGCGAGAGUGUAAUAAAAGCGUGCACAAGAACGGCGUCAGUGAGAAAAUGUGUCUUCACAUCAUCUCUCUUAGCAUGUGCUUUGCAAAACAGUUCCUUCAACAAUCUUGAUCACUCUGUUAUCAACGAGGAGAGCUGGAGCGAUGAACAACUCUGUAUCGAUAAUAAGUUCUAA